AUGUUCCAUCGUCUUUGUUUAGAACAACUGCUCAAGCCAAAAUCACCAAAUACUGAUCAAGCUUCAGACACAGCAGCGUCAGGAAGAGAUGCAAAGCAAUGCGAAAAAGGCGGUGAAUGUUCGCAAAUCAACGAUAAAAAUCACUGCAGUAAAUGGAAGCAUCCUGAUUAUUGUCCUGACGGUGGUCAUUGCAAGAACCAACAAUUCGAUCAUCUGAAAAAGUAUCGACAUUUACCACUUUGUUCAAAAUCGCACAAAUGUAUUGACUAUCAAAAGGAAGUAAAAGAACACUGCGAAAAAUUUCGCCAUUUCGCUCCACGCUGUCCCUAUGGAAACAAUUGUGUCGACUUUCACAACAAAAAGCAUAUCGAUGAGUUCAGUCAUCAGUAUCCGACGCCAUGUCCUUAUACGCCGUUUCACUGUUCACUUUACGACGAUCUAACUGAACACAGGAAUAGCCGAGGUCUUUCGAAUGCAGUUCACCAACACUGUCUCAACUUCGCACAUGUAUGCAGAGCCGGCCGAAACUGUACCGACACAACACAGCUGCACUGGUCUAGAUCCUUUCAUAUCGCUCGAAACCUGUGUCCAUAUGGCGAAAAAUGUCUUCGACUUACCGAUGAAGAGCAUCUCAAUUCAUUCACACAUCCUAACAUACUCGACAUUCGACUGCUGUGUUCCGAGGGUGAUAAUUGUUCCGAUCGUGCUAACGCUGAUCAUGUAGCUAAAUUCCGUCACAGCAUAGCCGAUGAAACCGGUGUAGUACCCUACUACAGUCUAGAUAAAGGUUCAGAUUUCACAAAAAACCAUCGAGAAGUUCUUGAACGUGUAAAGCGAUAUGCCGAAAAGAACAAUUGGAAACCUUUACCUUCUGGAACUAUUCCCAAAGAUAUCCUUGAUUGGGUGCACACUGUAUUUCCUAUCCAUCGAUGCAAUCCAAUUAUAUUCGAGUCUAUCCUUCUACAUGGACAUGUCAUGAGUCGUGACUACAUGGAGCGAUUGAAAAAUCCCAAGUUUGUUGCUACUUCAGUGCUACAGCACAGUCGAUUACGACGUAUUGAUGGUCUGAAAACGCCUGCAUGCGAAAAUGACGCCCGACAGUAUAUCACUGCCUUGGUGUGCGUCGAAUUCAUAGAAAACAAUUUUACAUCAGCAAUGACUCAAGGAAUGGAUCUACUUGAUACAGACACAGCAACGCCAGCUGCAGCUCAUCCUGAUACGAAAGCGUUCUAUCAGGAUAUCAUCAAAAGAAAGGAGAACCGAUUAGCCUUGACGAUUGGAAAUCAGGAUGUAAAAGCAAUCCGUGACAAAACGCUGCAGAUUGCCCAAGCGUCGAUCAACCUUCAUUCCAAUCCAGCUGGUAUUGGUCAUCAACCCGACAAGAUUUUGCGCACCGACAAGCAUGUCUUCAGCAUUCUCGGGCCACACCAAGGUCAUUAUUACGGUGACGUUAUUGUAAUUUUCAAACGAGAAAUCUUACAUCAUCCUGAUUCAAAUAUAUCGAUGCAAGCAGCUACGACGUACCUGAGUGGCAAUGCCUAUAAAUGGCGACCGUGGUUAGGACAAGCACCUGGUUCACAAGAUGAACGAGUGAAACAAUAUCAUGCCACAAAGCUACAUGCUGGCGUUCCAGGUUAUGACUAUGCCCUCAGUGCGGAAUUGAUGGCAUUGACUAGUCUGCACCAAAAAUUAAACUCAUUGGAUGUUAGCAUAAAGCAGAUUCUCGAUCGAUGGACAUCAGUCGAUUCCCAUCAGACCGUCGAAGCUCAUUUACCUCAGUUGAUUCCUCUAGAAUAUAUCGACCAUGUCUAUAUCCCGAAAAAUAUCUAUGAGAACCUUAGCGAGGACGCUAUGCGAGCUAUCGCUGCCGUUUUUCGAAAUCGAAUAAGUGUGGCCGAACAGAUAGUCGAGCCUGUGGAUAAAGUGCCAACAUUUGCUCCCAGACCUCCGGCGAAGAUGCGUGCAGAGUACCAGGAUGCUUGUGUUCAUACACUCCUGUUCCGCUACAAGAAGUACACCUCUCAACUAGCAUUGAAUUAUCACCAAGGAAUAACAAUGACUAUACGGCCUACAAAUUUCGAAGAACAUUACGUUUUGCCUCUCACCAUCCGUCAAGCGUAUGAACACUAUCGCAUUAUGGAAUCAGACCCGUCAACGGCUAACACCACCUAUAUUUACUGGAAAGCUGCAAACGGCGAUAUGAUGAUAACAUUAUCCAAUGAAGAAAUUAGCCCCACCGAACAUCAACCAAAUCUUCGCAGUCUAAUUUGCUACGUCGCUCCCAAACCGUCAGUCACGGACGACAACUAUCACGAAGCAAGUACGUAUCUUUCAGCUGGGCACCCAUUCCAACACGAAACGAUUGUUCUCAAAAAAACCUAUAAAAUCAAGUCUAAUCAUUUCUAUAUGGGUUGUAAUGUGAACGACUUCUUUACUUACUGUUUGGAAAUUCAUCGUGGUACCGGUCAUAUCGUUCUUUCUCAUGCAGGACCGAAUGGUAUUUACAAUCACAAUGCGAUGGUUUGUGCCUUCAGUCGAUCAGAACUCGAUUUAACAACACUGAACUUUGUUCAUGUCAGUGCAGGAAAACAUAAAGUACCGAUGCGAAAUCUAAUCAUUUGCUUCGAUCGACAGCCCAACCUACAUCCGACAUUCGACAGAAACUUCCGAAAAAAGCUUGACCUUGAAAAUGGUGGAGGCAGCCGAUAUUGUCAUUGGUUCGGUAAACAAAUGAAUUUCGUUCAAGUUCAUCGCCAAAUUCGUAAAAUUUACGGCUUAAGUGAUCCGCAAAUUCAUACAAAACUAUACGAUUAUCAAAAGCAACCGUUAAAUACUGGAAAAUAUCGGACGUUUCAUGAUUAUAUCGACUCAAAUGGGUUAAGUGGCAAUAGUAUUGCUAUUUACUUAUACACGUACGACGAAGACGUAGAUAACGAUGUCAUCUCAAAUGUAUUGUCAUCAAAGGAAAUAAUACCAUAUGUUGAUCAGUCUAUCAACACUUUUAGAAUGUCACAUGCGAUAGAAUAUUCGUUUAUUAAUGAAAUCAAUCGAUUGAAACGAUAUGUUCGAGAGCUAAUCAAUGAAAACGGAAUAGACAGUGUCCUACUUCAGUUAUUCGAGAAUUUCUGUACGAUUUAUGGUUACGUCUUCUCGAUUCUUCUGCCUCUUCAACAACAACAGAAUGAUCCAACGAAAGCUGUGGAAAUCACUGUGUACUUAAACAAUCUCGAGAAGAUUUACGAAAUAUUUGAGUCGACUAAGACGCUGCUUCAUCGAAAUAUGAGCAAUUAUCGUCGUAAUCGAACUUAUUCAACUGUCCGAAGCACAUUCUUUCAAUUUUAUAAUAACGUGCAGAUCCUACGCAAUCGAUGGUUGAGAAAUGACACUCGAAAGAUUGAUUCGACUUUGCCGGUACUAACACAUUCCGAUGAGAGAAAACCAAUUUGUGUUUAUAUACAAGGAUGUGAGAAAAAACUGGAUGAGCAGGUAUCCUUGUGUUUAUCGACUAUAAAAUAUUUAUUGCAAAUCUUACAAAUCCUGAAGCCUGAAAAGCAUAUCAUCUCUGGUUCACGUGAAGCAGCAAUUGUUAUCGAUGAAAAACCAAUUUCAAAGCAAAUUCGACGAACAAAGCAUUAA
Messenger RNA from Adineta ricciae, 3636 nucleotides. The record is from the annotation of a GenBank genome assembly. NCBI's taxonomy places the organism in Eukaryota, Metazoa, Rotifera, Eurotatoria, Adinetida, Adinetidae.